Solanum stenotomum is the source of this 1188-nucleotide messenger RNA. Its product is annotated as exopolygalacturonase-like. Gene Ontology annotation, biological process: carbohydrate metabolic process. The coding region runs from base 1 to 1188 and encodes 395 amino acids. Gene Ontology annotation, molecular function: polygalacturonase activity. The transcript has 5 exons. The record is from RefSeq and is a predicted model, not a curated record. NCBI's taxonomy places the organism in Eukaryota, Viridiplantae, Streptophyta, Magnoliopsida, Solanales, Solanaceae.
AUGAAAUUUGUGGAAGCAGACAGUCAUUAUAAUAUCUUUGCUCGCGUUUUUAUAUUAAGCCUUAUUUUUGUACGCACUAAUGCUGAUGACAAAAUUUUUAGUGUCAUUUCCUAUGGUGCCAAAGCAGAUGGAGUGACAGAUGAUAGUGAGGUAUUUUUGAAAGCUUGGAUGGAUGCAUGCAAAUGGAAUGGAGAAGCUACAUAUUUGAUACCUUUAGGAACUUAUAUGAUAUAUGGUGCAAAUUUUAAUGGACCAUGUAAAGGAUCCUUGAUUGUUAAAAUUCAAGGAGUUAUUAAAGCUUCAACAAAUCCAAAAAUAUUUUGCAAGGGUUCUUGGAUUUCUUUUGAAUAUUUAAAUAACUUAGAGAUUGAAGGAGGUGGAACUUUAGAUGGACAAGGAGCUUCUGCUUGGGGACAAUCUCAAUGUGCAACUCGUCCUUAUACUAUUGGAUUGAGUUCUAUCCAAAAUGCAAUUGUGCACGAUAUACACUCUAUCAAUAGCAAGAUGUUCCAUUUCGAUAUCUAUAAUUGCAAUAACGUGACAUUAAGUCAUGUAAAUAUAAUUGCACCAAGUGAUAGUCCCAACACCAAUGGAAUUCACAUUAGUUUAUCGUCAAAUAUUAGAGUUUUCGAUUCCAACAUUGGUACUGGAGAUGAUUGUAUAUCUAUAUUUGCUGGAAGUCAAAAUGUUAAUAUUUCUGGAGUCACUUGUGGCCCUGGCCAUGGAAUAAGCAUUGGAAGCUUAGGGAAUAAGCCAAAUGAAGUUGUGAAGGAUGUACAUGUGAAAAAUUGUACUCUUAUUGCUACUCAAAAUGGAAUGAGGAUUAAGUCUUGGGCAUCAUCAAAUGUUGGUGAAGCAACAAGUAUUAGUUUUGAGGAUAUUAUAAUGGACAAGGUGAAUAAUCCUAUUAUUAUUGAUCAACAUUAUUGUCCUUCACAUACUGCAAAAAGCUUAGUGCAAAUCAAGAAUGUGACAUUCAACAACAUAAGAGGAACUUCAAAUUCAUUGGUAGCUGUGUAUUUCAAUUGCAGUUCUUCAUUGCCUUGUCAAAAAAUCAAUCUUAAUGAUAUUAAGUUGAUUACUGAUAAUAACUCUAAACCUACAAUUGCAUCGUGUGCUAAUGCUAUAGGACACGCCACGGGCAUCGAGUUACCUCCGAGUUGCUUAAAGCCUGCUCUUGAAUCUUGA